Messenger RNA from Medioppia subpectinata, 405 nucleotides. The record is from the annotation of a GenBank genome assembly. Lineage: Eukaryota; Metazoa; Arthropoda; Arachnida; Sarcoptiformes; Oppiidae.
GCGACCCCUCACUACUCCAUGAUCAUCGACCAAAUGAGUUACGGCCACCGAUGGAUCAAUCGUACGUUCGGACCCGACUUCUUGCCCACAACCGGAUGGCAGAUCGACCCCUUCGGACACACCCGAGAGUACGGCUCUAUUCUCUCUCAAAUGGGAUUUAACGCCUUAUUUCAGGGGAGAAUUGAUUAUCAGGACAAAGAGAAGCGAAUGAAAGAGAAGAGUAUGGAAAUGAUUUGGAAGACUGACGACAACCUCCGGUAUAAUAACUAUAUGUUUACGGGAAUUACUCCCACUGGUUAUUAUCCGGCAGACGGCGUGUGUCUGAACUGCUAUUAUAAAAAUAACGCCCCAUUACUUAUCAAACAAGUGAAGGCCCAGUCGGCCGGCUAUCGGACCAAUCAUUUA